AUGGCCCUCUUCGGUUCAGCCAGCAGCGCGGCUGCUUCCAACCCUACCCAAGGCGACAUCUCGAAGGACGUGACCGUCGCUAACCCCCCUUCGGAUUCGAUCAGCGAAAUUUCUUUCUGCCCUACUCAGGACCUCCUCGCCGCCGCUUCGUGGGACUCGGAAGUUAGGAUCUGGCAAAUCGACAACGGAGGCAAUAGUAAUCCUGCGGCUUCGUUUAAGACUGACGGACCAGCUUUGAGUGUUGCAUGGGCAAAGGACGGUUCAUCACUUAUUGCUGCAGGCGCGGACAAGCAGGCCAAAAGAUUGGACCUAAAUGGAACCCCUACACCUCAGGUCGUCGCUGUGCAUGACGAGCCCAUUCGCUGCGUCAGGACCACCCAAAUCAGCGGCUCGAACGUCCUUGUCACUGGGUCUUGGGACAAGACGAUCAAGUACUGGGAUGUGCGCGCGUCGAACCAGACCCCCGCCAUUACUGUCAACUGCCAGGAACGCAUCUACACUAUGGAUAUAAAGGAGCAGCUGCUGGUUGUCGGCACCGCAGAUCGCUACAUCAACAUUAUCAACCUGCAAAACCCCGGCACUUUUUACAAGACGCUCCAGAGCCCGCUGAAGUGGCAGACGAGGGUGGUUAGCUGCUUCACGGACGCGAGUGGCUUUGCAGUAGGAAGCAUUGAGGGGCGAUGCGCCAUCCAGUACGUGGAGGAGAAGGAUGCUUCGUCCAACUUCUCUUUCAAGUGCCACCGCCAGACGGACAACACGCAGCGCGAUGUCGCCAAGGUCUACUCGGUCAACGCGAUUUCUUUCCACCCGACACACGGUACCUUCAGCACGGCCGGCAGCGACGGCACCUUCCACUUCUGGGACAAGGACGCAAAGCACCGUCUGAAGGGCUAUCCGGAAGUCGGCGGCGCCAUCACCUCGACGGCGUUCAGCGCCUCCGGCAACAUCUUCGCCUACGCCGUCUCGUACGACUGGAGCAAGGGCUUCUCGGCCAACAACCCCCAGAUGCCAAACAAGAUCAUGCUGCACCCCGUCAACCCAGACGAAUGCAAACCCAGGCCUGGCGGCAAGAAGAGGUAG
Messenger RNA from Aplosporella prunicola CBS 121167, 1080 nucleotides. RefSeq lists its product as uncharacterized. The record is from RefSeq and is a predicted model, not a curated record. Gene Ontology annotation, molecular function: ubiquitin binding; RNA binding. The transcript is spliced from 3 exons. Bases 1 to 1080 code for a protein of 359 amino acids. NCBI's taxonomy places the organism in Eukaryota, Fungi, Ascomycota, Dothideomycetes, Botryosphaeriales, Aplosporellaceae. Gene Ontology annotation, biological process: transcription-dependent tethering of RNA polymerase II gene DNA at nuclear periphery; RNA export from nucleus. Gene Ontology annotation, cellular component: nuclear pore.